Molecule: messenger RNA, 1014 nt
Organism: Folsomia candida
Lineage: Eukaryota; Metazoa; Arthropoda; Collembola; Entomobryomorpha; Isotomidae
Exons: 5
Coding region: 148-852 (234 amino acids)
Source: RefSeq, a predicted model, not a curated record
UAUUCAGUAAGUAAACUCGGCAAAAAUCCUGCAACUACGAAGAUUAACAAUUGACAAUUUAUAGUCAGAGCGAAUUUCUUAAUUAAUUCGUGAUCUGAUUAAAAGAAUUACCGAAUUUUUCAGUGUGUUGCCUAAAAUCGUUUAAUUAUGCUGUUCAAAGGUGUAUUAACGACGUAUUUUCUUGUUGUUCUGGUCCUUCAAGAAUUUUGCUCUGGACAUCCAACCUUACCAGAUCAAGUGACAUCAAAAUUAAACGACACUUCUACAAGUCUCAAACAAAACAAAUUCGGCUUGGACAGUGCAGAUUUACGGACUAAAUUAUCCAAAUCGUUGUCUCAAUCUCCUCCCGUUUCCGACCCUCUUGACGAAGGGAACUCAACUAAUUUGAAUAAUUUGGCAAACGACGCACCUCCCGAAAUCGGGUAUAAUCAAACAUUUUGGAAUGGGAUUCCAGGCUUCGAAUAUAUCACAAUGCUGACUAAUACAACGGUCCAUGGCGAAUUUGUGAAAAAAUAUGACAAUGUUUUCAUAAUGUACUACGCUGAUGGGUGUUGGCACAGUUUAAAAGCAAGACGCGCGUUUACUAAGGCUGCCAUCCUUUCCAGACAUGAGGUUAAAUUUGGCGCCGUUGAUUGUAAAUAUAACCGCGAGACUGAAAAGGUGUGCCGCAGCCUUGGAAAACAUCGUAUCAAGAUGUUCCCUACCUUCUACCUGUACGUGGAUGGAUAUUGGUAUGGAGAGUAUGCAAGUACGUACUUGAUUUCUCUAGCUGAAAAGUCUCAUAAUUCCCAUGGAAGAAUUGAAAAAUCGAAUAAUGCAGACACCAACGAAGCAACUUUCAACAAUAUUUAAAAAAAUUUAAAAUAUGGUAAUCUCAUAUUUAUUAGUUUCGCAUGGCGUCUGAAUUUCAAUUAUGUUAUCAAUCAAACAAGGAAUAAUUCCUGCAGCAUUGUGUAAACAUUUGUGUACAAUUAUAUACUUGUGAAAGAUCUAAUAAAAAAUGUCACAAAUUAA